This is a messenger RNA of Neoarius graeffei (lesser salmon catfish), 1183 nucleotides long. RefSeq names its product GABA(A) receptor-associated protein b (gene gabarapb). The record is from RefSeq and is a predicted model, not a curated record. The transcript has 4 exons. Gene Ontology annotation, biological process: autophagosome assembly; autophagy of mitochondrion; macroautophagy. Gene Ontology annotation, molecular function: GABA receptor binding; ubiquitin protein ligase binding. NCBI's taxonomy places the organism in Eukaryota, Metazoa, Chordata, Actinopteri, Siluriformes, Ariidae. Gene Ontology annotation, cellular component: cytosol; autophagosome membrane; autophagosome. The coding region runs from base 135 to 488 and encodes 117 amino acids.
UUAUUGUAUUCCUCCGCGGCAGCCCACAGUCACAAAAACACUCGGCUGCGUGUUGAAGUGUCCCGCUUUGGCUUCAGACAUCACCGCUCGCCAGCGACGUUUAAUUCCGGUGCAGCUUUCGACACUGAGCUGCGAUGAAGUUCCAGUAUAAAGAGGAGCAUCCGUUUGAGAAGAGGCGAUCAGAGGGAGAGAAAAUCAGGAAGAAAUACCCGGACAGGGUUCCUGUUAUUGUUGAAAAAGCUCCCAAAGCCAGAAUAGGAGACCUGGAUAAGAAAAAAUAUCUGGUCCCCUCGGAUCUCACAGUCGGCCAGUUCUAUUUUCUCAUCCGGAAACGAAUCCACCUAAGGGCUGAAGAUGCUCUGUUCUUCUUCGUAAACAACGUAAUUCCUCCUACCUCCGCAACUAUGGGCCUGUUAUACCAGGAGCAUCAUGAAGAGGAUUUUUUCCUCUACAUUGCCUACAGUGAUGAAAGUGUGUAUGGAGAAUAGAACCAAAGGGGAAAAAAAAAAUAACUUCCCACCUCCUUGUCCUUCCUUUUACAAAAGUAUAUGAGCCCAUAUUGGCAGCCUAGAGUUCAGAGCUUCUGACAUCAAAUGCACUUUUACUUUUUUCUUUAUUAUCAUUAAUGUUUUUCCUUUGUUCCGGAGUUUGCUGUAGCUUUUGGUUUUUAGUACAUGAAGGUCCCCCCCCCCCCUUCCUCCCUUCCCUCUCUCCCUCAAUAUUUGUUUCAUAACUGGACCCAAGCUGAUGCUGAUUAUUAUUAUUUUUUCUUCCCCUACCACUUGGCAGCAGUAGAUGAUCGUAUGGAGCUUAAAUGAUAAAAUUAGUUUGCCUAGAUUUUGAAAUUGACCUUUGUUUUACUCAAAUUAGGGAAUUGUUCUCCCAGAGUUUAGAAUAUAUAUUUUCUGGGGCAUUGCACGUUUGAGUGCUGCUGACGAACCAUUUGUAAAAACCAAACUCAAAGCAAAUUGUCUCUUUCUCCAAUGAUAUUGCAAAAUAUUCUUUCAAUUUUAGUAUUUAAUGAGUUGUUGUACCUGGAUAAUUCUAGGUAAUUUGAUUUGAGAUUAUAGAUCUUAGCUGAUUUAUUUGGCAGUUUUCUUCUUUUUUUUUUUUUGAACUCGGUAUUCAGCUGCAUUUCUGAUACCCUUAACUUGAGGUGACAAGAUAAACUAAAUAUAAAUGA